Messenger RNA from Talpa occidentalis (Iberian mole), 5839 nucleotides. It is a transcript of the gene EEF2K, whose product is annotated as eukaryotic elongation factor 2 kinase. NCBI's taxonomy places the organism in Eukaryota, Metazoa, Chordata, Mammalia, Eulipotyphla, Talpidae. Gene Ontology annotation, biological process: protein phosphorylation. Bases 182 to 2359 code for a protein of 725 amino acids. Gene Ontology annotation, molecular function: calmodulin binding; ATP binding; elongation factor-2 kinase activity. The transcript has 18 exons. The record is from RefSeq and is a predicted model, not a curated record.
GCCAGCUCGCCCUGCACCCUGGAGCACCGCUCGGCGAGCCUCUGCCAACUCUCUGGAUCCUCGCGGCCGUGGGCAGCGGCUGCCGCGCCCGUGCGCCCCAGGGAGGACCAUCAGCUUUGCAUUCACCCAGAGACUCUGGCUGUGCAGCGCACCCUGCGGGUAAAAGGGGCGCCCCCAGACCAUGGCAGAGGAGGACCUCAUCUUCCGCCUGGAAGGCGUGGAUGGCUGCCGGACCUCCCGGGAUGGCCACGACAGUGAUUCUGACGCAGACAGCGAUGAUGAUGAGGGUUUUUUCAUCUGCCCCAUCACUGAGGACCUGGCGUCACACCAGAAUGUCAAUUCCAAGGUCAGCAACUACUAUGGGGACCUAAGGAAAAGUGAGCUUUAUGGCUCGAGCAGCUCCCCGGCAGGCUCCUUCCACUUCAAGGAAGCCUGGAAGCAGGCCAUCGAGAAGGCCAAACAUAUGCCCGACCCCUGGGCUGAGUUCCACCUCGAAGACAUUGCCACGGAGUGUGCCACGCGUCACAGGUACAAUGCUGUCACCAGGGAGUGGCUGGAAGAUGAGGUUCUGAUCAAGAUGGCAUCUCAGCCCUUCGGCCGAGGAGCCAUGAGGGAGUGCUUCAGGACGAAGAAGCUCUCCAACUUCCUUCAUGCCCAGCAGUGGAAGGGGGCCUCCAACUACGUGGCCAAGCGCUACAUGGAGUCCGUGGGCAGGGACGUGUACUUUGAGGACGUGCGUCUGCAGAUGGAGGCCAAGCUCUGGGGAGAAGAGUACAAUCGGCACAAGCCCCCCAAACAGGUGGACAUCAUGCAGAUGUGCGUGGUGGAGCUGAAGGAGCGGCCGGGCAAGCCCCUCUUCCACCUGGAGCACUACAUCGAGGGCAAGUACAUCAAGUACAACUCCAACUCGGGCUUUGUCCGUGAUGACAACAUGCGCCUGACGCCGCAGGCCUUCAGCCACUUUACAUUUGAGCGCUCCGGCCAUCAGCUGAUAGUGGUAGACAUCCAGGGCGUGGGGGACCUCUACACCGACCCGCAGAUCCACACCGAGACGGGCACUGACUUCGGAGAUGGCAACCUUGGUGUCCGGGGGAUGGCGCUCUUUUUCUACUCUCACGCCUGCAACCGCAUCUGCAAGAGCAUGGGCCUGGCUCCCUUCGACCUCUCACCAAGAGAAAGGGAUGCAGUGAAUCAGAACACCAAGCUGCUGCAAUCAGCCAAGACCAUCUUGAGGGGGACAGAAGAAAAGUGUGGGAGCCCCCGAGUCAGGACCCUUUCUGGGAGCCGCCCCCCUCUGCUCCGCCGCCUGUCAGAGAACUCUGGAGAUGAGAACAUGAGUGACAUGACCUUUGACUCACUCCCUUCCUCCCCGGCCUCAGCCACGCCACACAGCCACAAGCUGGACCACCUCCAUUGGCCUGCUUUCGGCGACAUGGACAACAUAGCACCCCGAGACCACGACCAUCUGGACAACCACCGGGACUCUGAGAACAGUGGAGACAGUGGAUACCCCAGUGAGAAGAGGACUGAAUUGGACGACCCAGACUCCCGAGAACACGACCACUCAAAUGGACAUCGGAGGUACGAGUCUGAUGAAGACAGCCUGGGCAGCUCUGGACAGGCCGGUGUGGAGAAAUGGAAUCUCUUCAACUCCUCCCGCUGGCGCCUGCCAAGGCCUUCAGCUGUGGCCCUGGAAGUGCAAAGGCUUAACUCUCUGGACCUUGAAAAGAAAAUCGGGAAGUCCAUUUUGGGGAAGGUCCAUCUGGCCAUGGUGCGCUACCACGAGGGCGGGCGCUUCUGCCAGAAGGAUGAGCAGUGGGACCGCGAGGCGGCUGUCUUCCACCUGGAGCAGGCCGCCGACCUGGGCGAGCUGGAGGCCAUCGUGGGCCUGGGCCUCUUGUGCUUGCAGCUGCCCCACCACCUCCUGCCCGACGUAUCUCUGAAGGAGACAGAAGAGAAUAAGACCAAAGGGUUCAAUUAUUUACUGAAAGCAGCCGAGGCUGGUGACAGACAGUCUAUGAUCCUGGUGGCACGAGCUUUCGACACGGGCCAGAACCUCAGCCCAGACAGGUCCCAAGACUGGCAGGAGGCCCUGCGCUGGUAUAACACCGCCCUGGAGACCACAGACUGUGACGAAGGCGGAGAGUAUGACGGCAUGCAGGACGAACCCCGGUAUGCGCUGCUGGCCCGGGAGGCAGAGAUGCUGUUCACGGGCGGCUACGGACUGGAGAAGCAGCCCCAGAGAUCAGGUGACUUGUACACCCAGGCGGCCGAGGCAGCCAUGGAAGCCAUGAAGGGCCGACUGGCCAACCAGUACUACGAGAAGGCGGAGGAGGCCUGGGCCCAGAUGGAGGAGUAGCUUGCCCAAAACUCAUAGGCCUGAGCAAAAGGGCUAGGAGGGUGGGAAAAAAGACUUAAUUUACUUACUUAGUUUGGGGGGAGGGCAAGUAUUUUUAGUGUGGGUAAGUCAACUGUUUGUAUUCCUUUUCUUUGACUAUUUGCCACCAGCAGGGACAUUGUGAGCUGCCCCCUAGAGCAGCAUUUUGGGGAAGGGAGGAUUGAAAAAGCAGCCUAAUGAACCAACAUGUCAUCUUGAUGUUCUUUUGAUUUCCUUCAUGAGAUGUAAGGACAUGCUUUUUUGCCUCUCAUGAAAACGAUGAGGGCUUUGCCCACCAAUCUUUUCAGACUGGACUGAAAUCUGCAGCCCAUGGGGGCUUGUGUUUCCCAAGUCAGGAAGGGGAACAGAGAAUGCCCAGCUUUCUGGGGGGUGUGUCAUGUCACAACUGUGCAAAGCUUUCCUCCUCAGAGCCUGUGUGAGAGUGAAGGGCAUUUUUUCCCAUGGACCCAAGAUGGCGAGUACCCAAGCCCCUCUCCGUGGGGAUGGGCCUACACACUGCACACUGCCUGUUUGCUAGUCUUCCCAAAAUGCAACUGAACUUCUGGCAUAUAGCGAAAUUCUGUUUGAAGGCAUGCUUUCUACAGAGGGCUUUACAAAACAGGUUUGAUUUUUGUAUGCACACAUUUACUACCUCUGACUCCUCCAUCAGCUAGUGUGGAAGUGGGUGCCCCUGAAAAUUUCCUUGCACGGAGGGACAAUGACUUGGAGUGUCAGAGCCUUUUGUCAAGGCAAAUUUGUGCUCUGCAUUUCAUUGGCAUCAUCCACAAUGUGACUGAAGUACCCCUUGUACAGUUUUCCUCCUUGUUUUCUUAGCAUCGAAUGUUCUUAGGCAGCAUCUGCUUCCAAGCUCCCAUCCUUGGCAUCCUCUGCUUGAAACAAGACUGCUUUUUCUUGUUCUAUGCAGACAAGAUGCUCUCAGCAGCAGCCUCUUGAGAUUUGUCUCAGUUGUUUGAGAAUGAGAGGACAAAAACUAUAAACACUCAUUAAUUCCAGUAGUUUCCCCAGGGCUAAGCUAUGGUUAUCUGUACUUGAUGAGCUUUCCCUAUAAAAGGAAUUCAGGUUUAAUAGUAGUAUGAUUUCAAUUGUUGUUUCAAAUAAGAAACUGCUUUGAUCAACCCCAAGUGCCAAAGCAGUCUCUUUGUUUAAAAAUCAAAACAUAAAACAUUCUUUUUUUAAUUUUUUAUUUUUAAACAAUAUUUGCUUCCCCCAACAUCCUCAGAUUGAGUCCCCAUAGAAUUUCCUUCCCCAAGGCACCCGUGCACCAUCAACACAGUCCUCUGCUCUCCUUCUUACCUCCCUCUGAUCCCUCUCCCUCCUCCUCCCUGCAGGAUGUCUCUGGUUUAUAAUUGUUUGUUCAUAAAACAUUCUUAUCUGUUUAUUGAAACAGGUCCUUCCACAUUUUAAUAUUAAUUCCUGUGGAGUCACAAGCAUUAGGUUCCAAAGUUAAGAGGGUUCCCUAAAGGGAAAAUCAAGCAGAAUCGAGACCCACCUGUAAAUUAUAAUAUCGCUUUUGUAGGGUGUAUGUGUGUAUGUGGACUUAUCACAGCGAAUAUCACAGCUGAUCACUCUUUUUUUAUUCUGCACCAGAUCAAGUAUUUGGCUUACAUUAAGUUUUUUGUGUGUUUUAAAACAGUGCAUAUAAGUCAAAUUGCAUAUGUUAAAUGUAAGUUAGAAGCAAUUUUGUUGUGACUAUCUCUUCAAAGGAAUCAAGCCUCAGAUAAUUCAUGAUUUCAUUGUUGUUAAUUCAGCCAGCCUCCUGUCUGAGGCUUUGUUAGGCACAUAAUUUAUGUUUCCUAGCACCUGUCUCAUUUCUUAGUUACAUGUCAAUGCUUUUCUCUAACAAAGGGAUGAGCAUAUUUCUUUUUUUUUGUAAGGUCCAGAUAGUAAAUGUUUUAGGCUUUGGGGGUCAUGAGGGCCAUGGCCUCUUCGACUUAGCAGUGCAAAAGAACCAUGGGCAGUACCUAAAUGAAUGAGUCUGGCUGGUGUUCCAAGAAAACUUUAUUUACAAAAACACCAGCCUACCCUGGCUGUAGUUUGCAGACCCCUGCUCUAAACCUUGACCAAGAGCUACGAUAUUAAAUGCUUGGGGGUAAGAGCCAGCUCAAAUUGUCAGUCUCCAGACCUCAAACAGUGCCUUGGCACAGAGCAGGGCCGAAUAAAUGUGUGAACAAAUGGAGCUGGCCCUAGUCAUUGUACUCACUCUCUGUGGCUCAGAUUCUGCCAACCAAUUAAUCACUCUUGCCUGGAUUGGCUUGAACCUUCACACCUGUGAUUUCAUCCACUAACCCACCACCCACCCACCUAUCUACAUGGCCUUAAUGUCCAAGGCAGUCCUCUUCUCCAGGAGGCUGGGAUGGGCCUGUGUGUGUGUGUGUGUUUGUGUAUGUGUGUGUAUAUAUAUAUAUAAUAUAUAAACAAAUGCUUCUUUAAAGACCUUUGAGAAUAAAAUGAUCUACAAAAUGUUCAUAUUGUUCUGAUGCAGUGGAAGAAUUUAAUCCAUCUUCAAAACCUAAUUCUGUGCCUUGUAAAACUGGCUAGGGCAUCAUCAUUUUCCACAAAUGCUAAGUAUGUAAAUAAUAACAACAACAACAAAAACGCCAGGACAUCCCACUCCAACUGGGAAGACAUCAGGAUUAUAAUCAGGAUUAUAAUCUGGUACCUUCAAAUACAGAUAGAGAAACCAAGUUUCUGAAUGGUAGAUUCCUUCACUGUGACACUGCCCAUUAGCAGCUAUGCUGGAGCUGCGGUUUGCUGGUGUUUAGGAGAUACUGGCAAUACAAUUUAAAGUUAAACUUGAGUUUAAUGUCACUUUCAGUUUUGCUAUAAAUGAAAGAAAGGAAAAGUAGACUUUAUAGGCAUGAGAAGAAAAUAAAAUCCUAAACCCAGUGCUUCUGAUUAUACCUUUGCCCCCACUCACCUGAGGCACUGUGGGGAUUUACCAUCAAAUGCAACCUUGAUGAUCCAAUCCAGGUAAACUAUCCUUGUUGCUGCUGUAUCCUUAUCUUUCAUCCCAGAACAUUUGUCUGUAGUACUGGACAUGUUUUACAAAUCAACAAUUGUUUACACAAGUAUAUGCAGCUUUUGUGGGGGAAAAGAGAUGAAAUAUACAUAAUCUCUAUGUGGAUUUGACUUGUUACCUGUAUUUUUAGUCUCUGAGGUAACCAUUUAACCCAGCCAGGGUGGACACUGGGUGGAACCCAGGGAAGUGGUUUGAAUAAUAAAUUUAUUUUUGCAUAUGUAUUAAGUUCUGUUUUGUCCUUCCAAAUAAAGUUGUUUCCUUUUCCUGUCUCAAAUUCAAAUGUCUCCUGGUAACAAAUGAACAAUGUUGCUGGCUGGAGCCCAGGUGAACAGGAGGGCUCAGGUUCCAUCUGAAAGGGACAGACAUGUUUUAGCGCCAACUGAUUAUACCCAUGGGGAGUGUGAGUCCAGUGUUGCCCCAUU